AUGUCUUUACCGGUUCAGCCAUCGCCGACAAUUCUCCUUCCCCAGCUCCCUCCUAAGACCCUGGUCGGCAUUGACCUUAUAACCUUCACCUCCACCGCCAAAUUCCACGGAAUCAGAGACCUCCCAAGCGGAUGGCACUUCCUCUACACCGGCACGACGGAAAGUUUUUCCUUACGCUCCGGAGCAUGGUUCUACAUUGGCGAUAUCAACACCAUCGGAUACAGACACAAUGAAUCCGCGCUCGUACCACAUAAGGCAAAGAAUGACCGGAACAACGGAUCGGAGAUCUACAUCUGGAAAUGGAGCACCGACACCGAGUCCCUCACUUCAUUAAAAGAUGACAGUGACGCCGACUGCCAAGAAGCUAUGCGCCACAAAGCCAAUUUAGGCGCGAUCUGGCAGAGUGGAGGCUUGUUCCGGUAUCGAAGCCGCGUGUCCAAGUCUAUGGUCACCAAUGCAGAGGCAGCAAAAGAUGGAGAGCCAGCACAGCUAGAAUAUGACGAGGAAAGCGAGGAAAGCGGUCGCAAGGACUGGCGGCGUCUUACAGAUCGGAUAUCCCCCGAUAUAUUGACGCGAAUGAUUGGCAACCCGAAUUACGACGUUGAUGGGCACCCAAGAUGGAUGGUUACUUCUGCCAGUACGGCAAACCGCGAUGCCGAUCAUAUCCCUGGGCUUGAUCCGCAGAAGGUGGGAGCAGAUGGCGUCCCGGAAACUAUGGGAGAACAGGAACGGGAGUUUGGGUUUCUUCCUAUUGACCUGAAACAUACCUGGCGAGAGGGUGCUAUUGGGCGCGAAAGAACCGAGGCAGCCCAGGACCGGUCUUGGGCAUUGGGAGAUCUAAUGGAUCGAUUCUCUAGGUAUAAACAUCCCGUUACAGGGGAAAUAGUAUCCGAUCAGGAACUGGGAGAGGCGCAUGUGCUCGGAGAGUUACAAUUCACCUUCUUAAUGGUGUUAACCAUGAUGAACUACUCCUGUUUGCAACAGUGGAAGCGAUUGCUUGAGCUUGUCUUGACAUCUCGUGCGGCUAUUGUGGACAAAGAAGGUUUCAUGAGCGAAUUUGUGGCUUUGCUGCUGCGGCAACUGAAACGAUGUGACGAUGUUGAGGGUGGAUUGUUUGAGAUGGAUGGGGAUGAUGGCGGUGCGUUCCUUCGAGAUUUGCUAAAGAAAUUCCGUCGGUUCGUCUAUCAAGCCGUCGAAGAGGACAAAGCAUCUUUGGUUAAGAAGGAACUUACGAAGUUGGAGAGUUGGGUGAAGGAAGAGUAUGACUGGGAGUUAACACACGAGACCAUUGUCAAGCGUGGCAUGAUCCAACUGGAGGAUGGCGAAGAAGUCGAAAUAGACAUGGAUGACAAUGACGAGGACGAAGAAACUGGCGAGUACGCACCUAUGAUCGUCGAUUCAGAGGAAGCCACUCUCUAG
Messenger RNA from Penicillium pulvis, 1419 nucleotides. Its product is annotated as AAR2 splicing factor family protein. Lineage: Eukaryota; Fungi; Ascomycota; Eurotiomycetes; Eurotiales; Aspergillaceae. The record is from RefSeq and is a predicted model, not a curated record. The coding region runs from base 1 to 1419 and encodes 472 amino acids. The transcript has a single exon. Gene Ontology annotation, biological process: spliceosomal tri-snRNP complex assembly.